AUGAUCAGCAGUACAUUCUCAAUGUACAAUGGUCAGUGCGGCGAAGCCGCAGCCACUGCCAGAUUCGCAGCUGCCUACGAAUCCACAUGUACCCCCAUUCUGUUGUCAUCUAGGCACUGGGGAGUCCACCGCCAAAAAGUGGUCGAUCAUUGCGAUACCCGCGCCACUCAUCAAGUCUCUGAUCCUCGGUGCCUAAAUCAGUCUCGAACAAAAAUCGGAGGAAGGCUUUCAAAACGGACUUGGGCUGGAAAGCGUUUCUGCGGCAACCUCCGUUCGAUGACCCCUGCUGUCUUGGUGCUUCCUCUUCCAAGGGAUAACAAGCCACUUGCCCGGAUGUGGAAGGACAAACAGGAACAAGAUCUUCGCUGCUCUAGGCUUUGGACUGCGGAGAAUGUUCUCACUUCUCCGGUUGUAGUAGAAUAA
This is a messenger RNA of Pyricularia oryzae 70-15, 423 nucleotides long. RefSeq lists its product as uncharacterized. Lineage: Eukaryota; Fungi; Ascomycota; Sordariomycetes; Magnaporthales; Pyriculariaceae. The transcript is spliced from 5 exons. Bases 1 to 423 code for a protein of 140 amino acids. The record is from RefSeq and is a predicted model, not a curated record.